Molecule: messenger RNA, 1192 nt
Organism: Colletotrichum phormii
Lineage: Eukaryota; Fungi; Ascomycota; Sordariomycetes; Glomerellales; Glomerellaceae
Product: SNARE domain-containing protein
Exons: 7
Coding region: 152-1111 (319 amino acids)
Biological process (GO): intracellular protein transport; vesicle fusion; endoplasmic reticulum to Golgi vesicle-mediated transport
Cellular component (GO): Golgi membrane; endomembrane system; SNARE complex
Molecular function (GO): SNARE binding; SNAP receptor activity
Source: RefSeq, a predicted model, not a curated record
ACCAUCCACCUCAAUCGCCAAACCCAGCUCGACGACAACUCUCCCGCAUUCAAAGAACCCCUCAACGACCCCGAACGCGCUGGCCGCCACGCCCCCAGAAAGUCGUAGUCUAGAUUUCAAAGUCGCCAACCGUCUUAUACGCUAUUCCACGAUGGCGGUCGCAUCGAUACAGGACCGAACCGCCGAGUUCAAAUCGGUUCUCGCUCAAGCGCAACGUCGACAGGCUUCCAGCAAGGUCGGCGCUCAACGACGAUCACUCCUUACGGACUCCCAGAAAGCCGCCGGCGAUGGCGACUCACGACCCCGGCGUUCCGAGUUUGCGCGCCAGGCGGCGCAAAUCGGGAGAGGAAUCUCGGGCACAAUGGCAAAGUUGGAGAAGCUGGCAACAUUGGCGCGGCGCAGAACCCUGUUUGACGACCGGCCAGUCGAGAUCAACGAGCUCACAUACAUCAUCAAGCAAGAUCUGAGCGCCCUGAACCAGCAGAUUGGAGGCCUGCAGGUCCUAACGAAGCAGCAACAUCCAAAGGCCGAUCAAGAGGGAGAACACAACAAGAAUGUCGUCUUUAUGCUGCAAGGCAAGCUGACGGACGUGUCGGCCAACUUCAAGGAUGUCCUGGAGGAGAGAACCAAGAACAUCCAGGCCUCGAGAUCUAGGACAGACAACUUCAUCUCGAGCGUCUCGCAACACACGCAACCACCCCUUCAACAGUCAGCAUCGCCGCUGUACGGAACACCCCAACGAGGGACGCCGUCACCAGGCGCAGAUCUGUUGUCGCUGAAUCCGCCAGGUGACCAGCAGCUUCUCAUGAUGGAAGAGGCGCAACCGCAAAACACGUAUAUCCAGGAGAGAGGUGCUGCUAUUGAAAGCAUCGAAUCCACCAUUGCGGAGCUCGGAUCUAUUUUUGGUCAGUUGGCGACGAUGGUUUCGGAGCAGAGCGAGAUGAUCCAGCGCAUCGACGCAAACACGGAAGACGUUGUCGACAACGUGCAAGGAGCGCAAAGAGAACUUCUCAAGUACUGGGGUCGUGUUUCUAGCAACAGAUGGCUCAUUGCCAAAAUGUUUGGUGUACUCAUGAUUUUCUUCCUACUUUGGGUCCUCAUUGCCGGUUAGCAGUGUGCGACGGUCACGCACGAGGGCGACGAACGGCGGUUCGGAGGGUUAGGGCGGAACUCAAACUGUUCAUUCAACAGG